GCGUGGUUAGACUUGGUUCUCAAAUUUCUCUCAGUGCGCAAGUACAUGUCAUAAACAAUAACAAGCUCAUAGCUAGGAGCGAGAGCUAGUUGCUUACUUUACUUUAUCAUUAUAAUCAAACGUCAUGGAGGCAGAGAUGGAACCGGACGAAAAAAGGCCGAAUUCGGAGUUACGGAAGGUGCGUUCCCGCGACGCGGCGCGGUCCCGCAGGAGUCAGGAGACUGAGGUGCUCUACCAGCUGGCGCACACCCUGCCCCUCCCCCGCCGCGUCUCCUCCCACCUGGACAAGGCUGCCAUCAUGAGGGUGACGCUCAGCUUCCUUCGCAUGCACCACCUCCUCCGCCCAGGCGGUGAGAAGAUGGAGGAGGACAAGGAGGAGCCGACAGACCGAUUCUUUCCCAGGGCCUUGGCAGGGUUCAUCAUGGUGCUGACUGAGGAGGGCGAUAUGAUCUUCUUGUCCGAAUGUGUCAGCAAACACAUCGGUAUCACACAGUUGGAGCUGCUGGGACAGAGCAUUUACGAUUUCGUCCACCCCUGCGACCAGGAGGAGCUCCGGGACGUCCUGACUCCCAAAUCAGGCCAGUCCAAGAAGAAGCAGUCAGACCAGUGGACUGAACGAGACUUCUUUCUGAGGGUUAAGAGCACACUGACCAGUAGGGGGCGCACUGUCAACAUCAAGUCCGCCACUUGGAAGGUUCUGCACUGCACGGGUCACAUGAGGACCUACAGCGGCGAGGGCGACGCAUCGCCCCCCGCUGGCAGCUACCUGACGCUGCUGUGCGAGCCCAUCCCCCACCCGUCCAGCGUGGAGUUCCCCCUGGACUGCAGCACCUUCCUCACCCGCCACAGCAUGGAUCUGCGCUUUACGCAGUGUGAGGGCAGGGUGACUGAGCUUGUGGGAUACAUGCCCGAUGACUUGAUUGGCCGAUCCGCCUACGAGUUCCAUCACGCCCUGGACUCCGAUCAUGUGACCAAAAGCUUGCAUAUCUUGCUCGCUAAAGGCCAGGUGUGCACCAGUCACUACCGCUUCCUGGCCAAAAGCGGAGGCUUCGUGUGGGCGGAGACCCAGGCCACCGUCAUCUACAACAGCAAGACCUCCCAACCGGAGGCCGUGGUCUGCCUGAACUUCAUCCUCAGUGGGGUGGAGCAGGCAGAUGUGGUGUUCUCAGCUCAGCAGACCCCGUGUCUGGAGACCAAGAAAGAGCCAGAGAGUGAGGAGGAAGAGGUUGUCAUGGAAAUCAGCUCCAGACUCUUCUUCAAACUGAAAGAUUGUCCAGAGGAGCUACAACAGCUGGCACCUGCUUCAGGUGAUGAGGUUGUCCCCCUGACAGAACCAAAGGCACUUUCAUUCUUCCUGCCACCAAGCCCAGACUCUAUCCCAGAAUCCCCUCGUGAACUCUGUACCCCAGAGCUGCGGGAGCUCCUCUCACCGAUUUUUGAUGGGCCCAGUGCCCAACCCUCACCACCUCUGAGCUUGAGUGAGGAGCCAUUGGCCGAAGACAUGGUUAAGAAGUUCUUUGCUGCAAAACCAGAAGACACCUCCCAAGAGAAAAGCCAGCCAUUGGAUGUUGAGAACAUGGACCUCGAUAUGCUGGCUCCAUACAUCUCCAUGGACGACGACUUCCAGUUGACCUUCUUGAAUCCACUCCCUGAAAACCAGCUGUCCCCCCCAGACCCGACCACCGGCGUAAACAGAAAACGAGCUAUGACCGUUGAUGAAGAGACACCCUCACAGCACACCAUGCCCGAAAAGAGGAAGAGAGACACCUGCGAAGAAGAGAGGCUACUCCUGAGCCACGCUUUGCUGGCCAGUCUGGUGGAGGCAGAUGAAGCAGAGUUGGAGCCCCUCCCAUGCCACAGCCAGCUCCUGACGGACAGGGACCCCAUCCUGGGCGACACUGCAGCCUUGAUGAGAACAUUUUUGCCCCGCCCAUCGGACCCUAUUGGCCUGAAGAGGAGGCCCAUGUCUCUGGCUUAAGCUGGCCCAUAUCCCAGCAAGGGGGGGAGGAGUGGGAGGUAGGCCGACGUCCCAGGCUGGAUCCACCAGUGAGAACUCAUCCACGUUCCGCACUCUCUUCGCAUGUCCAGACUUUUAUUCUGCCUCAGCUGCAGCGCUCCGCAUCGUCCGUCCACCAACGCAGAGUCCCGCCUGGCAGCACCAUGCUCCCAUCACUAACCAAACCCGAAACCGAAAGAGGAAGGAGGGGGUUUCAAAUGGGACGAGGGCAUCUCAAAUUGCAUCCUCAUCCUUCAGUUUUUUACAGGACUGUUCCUGGACCAGAUUGGCAUGCUUUAUUUUACGGUUCAAAAACCCCUGUAGUUGGCAGUAAGGCAGUGGGGGACACCAUCACGAGGGGCUCAAUGGCAUCGUGAUGCCACUCUUUUAGUUCAGUUCAGAAGUGUCUGUAAGGGGCCAGCUACUCUUUAAAAGUUAAUCAAUAAUGAAUGGUGCUGACAAAGUCAGAAUCGGUUAGGGGAUUCUGGGAUUUAAAAAAAAAAAUAUACGCACAAGUAAGCACACCCUAAGAAGUACUGGAGUGAAGACACCUAUUUGGUUGGUAAUGACAACAUGCGUUUCUUGUGUGCUAUGAUCCUCAAAAGAACAAGAUUGACAUUUGCCUGUCAUAGUCUUCACUUCAGUACAAGCCACGUUCUCGUUUUCUCUUUUUUUCAUUUUCACAAAAUGAACUGCAUCAGUUACAUUAUAGUCUACUGCCAACCAAUAUUCAGAAGUAACAUAUUUGUAAAUCAAAAAUUAUACCUCAUUACAAUAUCAGGUAGCAUUAUUGAGUCAUUCUCUCAAACCCCGACAGCUUUUAUUAUACAAAGGUAAAUAAGCCAUAACUGUAGAACUAGAGGUGAAUAGUGAGCUCAAAUGAAAAGGCCUUGUUUUACCUCAAUAACACCGCAAGGAAAUGUUUGACAGCAUAUGCACCCCAAUACUCACGGUUGCUGACACUUAUCAGGUGGACUCACCAGGACAAAUAAUUCAGUGGCAUCUUUUUUUAUAUCAUCUUUUAUAUACUUUUACUUGCUAGAUUUUUUUAAGCCAUAGUAAUUCAAGAAUAAACACAUAGAAUUAAAUGUUAGGUUUUGAUGUCAGUACAUUCUGUGUGGAGGUACAGAAUACAAAUGAAUGAAUACUAGUUUUGAGGGGUUUUUUCUCUCGUUUUGUUAUGCUUGUUUGUCUAAUCCUAUAUAGUGUGCUAUUUCCGGGCUGCUUCAAUUAAAACUGGUUGUUAUGACUUUAACAUUUUUCUUUAAAGACUAUUGUUGCUUGUGUGUGAACCUUGUACAGUGGCACCCUAUACAAUGUGCCCUACUAAACAUUCUGAAAAUACACUGAUGGAAAGCGACAGUGAAAUUCCUUUUACCCAGACUGAGCCAUUGGGGAUUAACACAAGCUGACCCACCAACUGAUCAAUGUGACAAUCUCUUAUGUUGGCAGCAGGCUCAUUUGCGACUGUGAACAGCAGCCAUCUCGAUAAUGUGUUUUGCAUAGGAUUUUCACUGUAAAUUUGUUUUUGGGUGAAUCAAAGAAGAUUUUACUGCCAUGUAAUGAAAUGCUUAUAAUUGCUUCCUUUUGCUUUUUAAAACAAGUUCUCAUCUGGUGUGUAACAUGUAUGUCAAGCGCUGGCUGUAAACUCCCAGAGUUUCUGUCAGUUUAUGACCUAAAAUUUUACGGGGAAAAGCAGGGAAAAAAAACAUUAUUUGUAAAUCAAAUACAUGAAAUUGCCUUCUGCCAACAGGUCUUUUUUUAUCUGCAUACCUCUUUCCUAUUUUUAAGCUAGCUUUUUAAAAUCCUAGCUUUUUAAAAUAUUUAAAAUGAAAACAGUCAGGUACUCCAGACCGCGAUUUGUGAUUGUAUAUCUGUAAUAUUAAAUGUUUACAGAAACAUUAAGCUGGCUUUGAUAAAGAAAAACGAAGUUGCAGAGCUUGACUGCAAGCUUGUCCAAGUUCCUGAGGAUAAAUAAGAUAUCUUCCAUGAUCAAAAUAUUGUCAUGGGUUAGAAACGCUCGCGUUUAUCGUGAUUAUGAUAAUUACAGAUGAUUUGGCAUUUAGUAGACACUCUUGUUCAGAGUGACUUGCACUCCUUUCAAUUUACAACACAAAUUACUGCUAUAAUCAGAGAAUAUAAUUUCAGAUUAAAGUAUUUCCCUAAUUAACACUGGCAGGGCUAAUGCUUUGCUGCCCUGCGGAAUUACUUUUACGUCCCAAUGCGUCUCAAAUCAGUUUGUUACAGGUCUGCAACGUUACAGUUGUGCGGAAAGUGCUUUUCUUUAUUGCGACUGCUCAGUUGUGUUUUCUGCAGUUUUCUUUCACCCACGAGAGAAUGCAUUUUUGCAAUUCGGCGCAGCUUCAUGGCAUUAUGUCUUUCAAGUAGCCCUACGUUAAGAAAUGCGUUGCAUUAAAAUGCGUUCAAAGCAUCCCAUGUACUUGUACUUCCAUUGUGAAUCCUGUUUUAUAUUCUAAAGUGGCAAGGACAUGAUACAAACAAUUUGUGUGGGUGCCUCAAGUCUUACGUUGCCUAAUUAAGAAUGGGUAAUGGAGGACUAUUACGAAUAACUACUGCCCGAAAAUAAAUUGUACCUAAAAUGUAAAAUGUGAAAAUGUUUUCCCUUUUAUUUUUGAAAGACAACGUAUGUUUUAUUUCACAUAAUUUUCACAGUGUAAACCCAUGUAUCUAUCACUGACUAAAAAUAAAGACAUUUUACCAUUGA
Messenger RNA from Anguilla rostrata (American eel), 4721 nucleotides. It is a transcript of the gene hif1al, whose product is annotated as hypoxia inducible factor 1 subunit alpha, like. NCBI's taxonomy places the organism in Eukaryota, Metazoa, Chordata, Actinopteri, Anguilliformes, Anguillidae. The transcript is spliced from 15 exons. The record is from RefSeq and is a predicted model, not a curated record. Gene Ontology annotation, molecular function: DNA-binding transcription factor activity, RNA polymerase II-specific; protein dimerization activity; RNA polymerase II transcription regulatory region sequence-specific DNA binding. Gene Ontology annotation, biological process: regulation of transcription by RNA polymerase II; cellular response to hypoxia. Bases 125 to 1978 code for a protein of 617 amino acids.